This is a messenger RNA of Brachypodium distachyon (stiff brome), 1961 nucleotides long. RefSeq names its product beta-fructofuranosidase, insoluble isoenzyme 7. Gene Ontology annotation, biological process: carbohydrate metabolic process. Lineage: Eukaryota; Viridiplantae; Streptophyta; Magnoliopsida; Poales; Poaceae. The coding region runs from base 56 to 1789 and encodes 577 amino acids. The transcript has 5 exons. Gene Ontology annotation, molecular function: hydrolase activity, hydrolyzing O-glycosyl compounds. The record is from RefSeq and is a predicted model, not a curated record.
UGCAAACCAACAAUUCAGACCAACACAUAGCUUUGUCUCCUCUCCGAUCUUGGCCAUGGAUGGAACUAAGAACCCGCAGCAUGGCCGUACUGCCUACCACUUCCAGCCGGCAAAGAAUUGGCAAAAUGAUCCCAAUGGGCCUAUGUACCACAACGGCAUGUACCACUUGUUCUACCAGUACAACCCCCACGGCCCAACCUGGGACGCCGGCAAGCUCUCCUGGGGCCACUCCGUCUCCGGCGACCUGGUGAACUGGGCGGCCCUGGACAACGCCCUGGACCCGACCUCCCCCUUCGACGCCAACGGCUGCUGGUCGGGCUCCGCCACGGUGCUCCCGGGCGGCCGCCCCGCGAUCCUCUACACCGGCAUCGACGCCGACAGGGUCCAGGUCCAGAACGUGGCCUUCGCCAGCAACCCCUCCGACCCGCUCCUCCGUGACUGGCACAAGCCGAGCUGCAACCCCGUGAUCGGGAUCCCCGCGGACGUCACCGGCAACAACUUCCGCGACCCCACGGAGCCCUGGCGCGGCAGCGACGGGCUCUGGCGCGUGGCCGUCGCCGCCGAGGUCGAGGGGAAGGGCACGCUGCUCGUGUACCGGAGCGCCGAUUUCCUCCGCUGGGAGCGGAACCCUGGGCCUCCCUUGCACGCGAGUUCUCCCGCCGUGCCCGUGCUCGAGUGCCCGGAUCUGUUCCCGAUCUCCAUGGCGGCGGCGGCGGAGCAGGAGGGGCUGGACGCGUUGAUGGCCGCCGGGGGUUCUUCUUCCGGGGGGGUGACGCACGUGCUGAAGCUGACCGACUUCGCCAAGGAGGACCACUACAUGGUGGGGCGGUACGACGAGCUCGCGGGGGACACCUUCGCGCCGGCGGAGCCAGAGCGCGGGGACGACCCGGGGCGGUGGCGGCGGCUCGACCACGGGCACCUCUACGCGUCCAAGUCCUUCUUCGACGCGCGGAAGAAGCGGCGCGUGCUGUGGGCUUGGGUGGACGAGAACGACGGCGCCGCGGAAGCCAAGGGCUGGGCCGGCAUCCAGGCGUUCCCGAGGGCGAUGUGGCUGGACGGCGACGGGAAGGGGCUGGUGCAGUGGCCCGUGGAGGAGAUCGAGACGCUGCGGAGGAAGCGCGACUCCGGGUUCGGACCCGAAGGAACUGAAGUGGGCGCCGGCGGGAAGGUCGAGAUCGGCGCUGGGAUCCAGAGCUCGCAGGCGGACGUGGAGGUGGUGUUCGAGAUCCCGAGCCUGGAGGAAGCCGAGACGCUGGACGACCUGGAAUGGGCGCUGGAUGACCCGCAGAGGCUGUGCGCGGAGAAGGGCGCCUUCGUGCACGGCGGAGUCGGCCCGUUCGGGUUGCUCGUCUUGGCCUCCGGUGGCCUGCAAGAGCACACCGCCGUCUUCUUCCGGGUGUUCAGGCACCAGGGCAAGUACAAGGUCCUCAUGUGCACCGACCUCACAAGGUCGUCUACCAAAGCAGGGGUGAACAAACCAUGUUACGGUGCGUUCCUCGACGUGGACGUGGAGAAGGACAGGAGCAUAUCGCUGAGAACACUUAUCGAUCAUACGGUGGUGGAGAGCUUCGGGAACGGGGGGCGGACGUGCAUGACGGCGCGCGUGUACCCGGAGCACGCGGCGAAGGGCCGCAGCCGGACGUACGUGUUCAACCACGGCGCCGGCGCCGUCAAGGUUUCCAAGCUGGAGGCGUGGGAGCUGGCGGCGGCGGCCGUCAACGGUGCCGGAGGAGGCGGCGGCUCGGUUGCGCCGGACGUCGCCACGGUCUGGAGUGACUUUGUGAUUUAGGGGUUUGCUUGCCUCGAUGGCACCGUAAGUGUGGCGGUCUCGAGCCUCGGGUGCAGAUUUGGGGUGAUUCAUCCGGCCUAUCUUCCGUGUUAAAUUUGUGUUGUUCUUGCUGUGGGGAUUUGAUAAUGAAGAAGAAUAAAACGCAUUGGUGAUUGGUGGGAUGUUAAGUCAG